Messenger RNA from Syngnathus acus (greater pipefish), 2949 nucleotides. It is a transcript of the gene fer, whose product is annotated as fer (fps/fes related) tyrosine kinase. Gene Ontology annotation, molecular function: non-membrane spanning protein tyrosine kinase activity; ATP binding. Lineage: Eukaryota; Metazoa; Chordata; Actinopteri; Syngnathiformes; Syngnathidae. Gene Ontology annotation, biological process: Fc-epsilon receptor signaling pathway; regulation of mast cell degranulation; cell adhesion. The record is from RefSeq and is a predicted model, not a curated record.
CCGGCGGAAGCUCCUCCUUGUUAGCCUUAGCUCUUAGCUCCGUGGAGGACGGCAUCGGGAGAAAGUGCAAAACGGUGGAGAAAAGCUGCUCAAGGGGCGAGAUGAGCGCGGACGGGGACCGCAGAGGACCGCGGUGACCGGACACCGAGUGUGUCGCCCUAACACAAUUGCCGCUUUCCGGUGGAUCAUGCAAACUUUCCCCCGUCGACUUUGCCGUUACGCCGCCUGACACAUGAUGGGGUUCGGUCGGGAUCUAAGGAAUUCCCAUGAGGGAUUACUCAAACUGCAGGAUUGGGAAUUAAAGCUGCUGGAGACGGUCAAGCGUUUCAUGACGCUGCGCGUGAAGAGCGACAAGGAGUACGCCGCCCUGCUGCUCAGCUUGACGCAGCAGGUGGAGAAACAGGAAGCGGCCGACUACGUCAGCACCGUCAGCAAGUCGUGGUCGCAGGUGGUGCGUCAGACGGAGGCGCUGGGUCGCGUCAUGCGGGGUCACGCCGAUGACCUGAACUCGGGUCCGCUGCACCGCCUCGCCACGCUCAUCAGAGACAAGCAGCAGGUGAAGAAGAGCUACCAGAGUCUUCAUCAGCAGCUGGAGAGCCACAAGCACAAGGUGACCAGGAGCGACCUGGACAAGCUCAAGUCGACGUAUCGCCAGUUGAGCCGCGACGCCAACAGCGCCAAGGACAAGUAUCGGGAAGCUCUCACCAAAGGCCGCGAGGCGGAGCGCGCUCACGAGCGCUACGACAAAGCCACGGCCAAGCUCCACAACCUGCACAACCAGUACGUGGUGGCCGUGUGCGGGGCGCGCGCUGCGCAGGAAGAACAUCGCCGGCGCGCGGCGCCCGCGCUCCUCGAUGCCCUCCAAAGGAUGCAGGAGGACAUGACGCUGGCGCUGAAGAACAUUCUGGAAGAGUACUGCGAGAUCAGCAGUCUGCUGACUGACGAGGUCGUCAAAGUCCAUCGCGAGAUUUCUGCGGCGGUGCAGCAGAUCGACCCGCUGGCCGAGUACCAGCACUUCAUCGAGGCAUACAGGUCUCCCGAGAGCCCCGAGGCCAGCGUGGAGUUCGACGCGUCGCUGCUGGACGAGGCGGACCACCUGUCGGCCGACGAGAUCCUCUGGAACACGCUGACGGCCGACGGUCUUCGGGCCAUGUUAUCGUCUGCCACGGAGGAGUUGGCGCUGACUCAGCAGAAUCUGAGGACCAAAGAGGCCCUGGCGGACGACCUGGACGCCAAGAUCAGCAGUGGCCAGCAGAACGCGGACAGGAAGUCCGACUGCGUGCUCCUCCUCAGUCAGAAGCUGUCCCUCCUGGAGCUGCGCCAAAGCGUCCAAUCGCUGCGCAGCUCCGAAGCCCGCCUCUCCUCCCAGAAGGCCUUGCUGGACGCCACGAUGGCGGACGCCCCGCCGCCGCCGCCUCCUCCUCCGCCGCCGGCUCCGCCCUACGAGGACGACAGCCGCUCGCUGGGCUCGGCCGAUAGAGGCAAGGAGAAGAGCUCUCGCUUGGACACGCUGCGUCACUCGCUGGCCGGAAUGAUCCGCUCGCCAAAAGCCAUGUUGGCCUCCUCGUCCUCGCAUUUCUUCGACGUCGUCCCGUCGUCGGAGCGCCCCCUGGCGGAGCAGGAGUGGUACCACGGCGCCAUCCCGCGCACAGAGGCCCAAGAGCUGCUUCGGCAGCAGGGUGACUUCCUGGUGAGGGAGAGCCACGGAAAACCGGGAGAGUACGUCCUGUCCGUUUUCUCGGACGACCAGCGGCGACACUUCAUCAUCCAGUUUGCCGAUAGUCAGUACCGCUUCGAGGGGACGGGCUUCGCCACUAUCCCGCAGCUCAUCGAGCACCACUUUUCCACCAAGCAGCUCAUCACCAAGUCCGGCGUGGUGCUCCUCAACCCCGUCGUCAAGGACAAAAAGUGGAUCCUCAACCACGAGGACGUGGCGCUGGGCGAGCUGCUGGGCAAGGGCAACUUUGGCGAGGUGUUCAAGGGGACGUUGCUGCGAGAUAAAACGCCGGUGGCUGUCAAAACCUGCAAAGAAGACUUGCCUCCGGAACUCAAGAUCCGCUUCCUGUCAGAGGCCAGGAUCCUGAAACAGUACGACCACCCCAACAUCGUCAAGCUGAUCGGCGUGUGCACUCAGAGGCAGCCCAUCUACAUCGUGAUGGAGCUGGUUCCAGGCGGCGACUUCCUGUCCUUCCUCAGGAAGAAAAAGGACGAGCUGAAGACCAAGCAGCUGCUGCGCUUGGCCGUGGACGCGGCGGCGGGCAUGGCCUACUUGGAGAGUAAGAAUUGCAUCCACAGGGAUCUGGCGGCCAGGAACUGCCUGGUGGGCGAAGGCACUUUGCUGAAGAUCAGCGAUUUCGGGAUGAGUCGCCAGGAAGACGACGGCGUUUACUCGUCGUCCGGACUCAAGCAGAUUCCCAUCAAGUGGACCGCGCCGGAGGCGCUCAACUACGGUCGUUACACCUCCGAAAGCGACGUGUGGAGUUACGGCAUCCUGCUGUGGGAAACCUUCAGUCUGGGGGUGUGCCCUUACCCGGGGAUGACCAAUCAGCAGGCCCGUGAGCAGGUGGAGAAAGGUUACCGGAUGGCGUGUCCUCAGCGGUGCCCAGACGACGUGUACAAGGUGAUGCAGCGCUGUUGGCAGUACAGCCCGGAAGAACGACCCAAGUUCGCCGAACUGCAGCGAGACCUGGCCGCCAUCAAGAAGAAAUGAUGGGGCCUCCUUAUUUGGUGCUGGUGGGCGCUUUUUUUUUUGCGCGUGUGGCAUUUGAACACUACAAAUGUUAGACGUGGACAUCUUUGCGCGGCACUGCUGCCGCGCUGCUACCAAAUGGCGUUAGCGCCAGCUGCCGUGACUCCCGUCAGCAAAGGGGAAUCAAACAGGAAACGUGCGCGCUUUCAUCAAUAAUUACAACAAAAUAAAAUCAGUUAGAAUGUUAUUUUCACAUGAAA